UCUAGUCGACUUGUGAGCCGGGAGAAAAACGGAGGCCUCCAGUUUGCUUCAUCGCCAUUGGAGAGGAGAGCUCAUCGGGUGCGGAGAAGGGGAGAUCGAUGGCGACGUGCUCCCGCCCACUCUUCGUCCCCGCUUCCGCCGCCGCCGCCUCGCCGUCGCCGGCCGCAAGCCGUCGGGGCGCUCCUCUCGUACGCCUGCACGCGGUGGCAAUUGUCUCGAUAUGGGAACCUCGUCGUCAUCUGCGUGCUCACAUGAGCCUCUGCUGUAAGGCAACGAGGAGGUCCAGUGGUGGUUUAACUACUGGACAUCCUAUCUCCGCAUUGCCGCGGGCAAUAAAGAGAAUACUGUCAAGCUAUCCUUCCCUGCUCACCAGCCUGGGUGGUAAUCUUGCUCGAGGCUACAAGGCAGCCAAGCCCUUCCUGUCAAUUGGCUUUGGCCGUGUGGUUUUGGGGAUGGUGCUCGUCAUGUCUGUAUCUGCAGCCACCUAUACAGCACCUUCAUCAUUGGCACUCACGGAGGAAAAUUUGCUUUUUCUGGAGGCUUGGCGUGCAGUUGAUCGUGCAUAUUACGACAAAUCUUUCAAUGGGCAGAGUUGGUUUAGAUACCGUGAAAAUGCUCUCCGCAAUGAACCAAUGAAUACACGGGAAGAAACAUAUGCUGCAAUAAAGAAAAUGCUUUCAACAUUGGAUGACCCAUUCACUCGUUUCUUGGAACCCGAGAAAUUCAAGAGUUUGCGGUCUGGCUCGCAAGGAACACUCACAGGUGUAGGUUUAUCAAUUAGCUACCCAAUGGCGCUAAAUGGAUCUCCUUCAGGGCUUUCUGUUAUGUCAGCAACCCCAGGAGGUCCUGCAGAAAAUUCUGGUAUUCUUCCUGGAGAUGUAAUAUUGGCAAUUGACAACAGAAGCACGGAAGAUAUGGAUAUAUAUGAUGCAGCACAACGCUUACAGGGUCCUGAAGGAAGCUCAGUGGAUUUGGAUAUUCGUAGUGGGUCCAAUACCAGGCAUGUUGUUCUGAAGCGACAAACUGUCACUUUAAAUCCGGUAAGGUCGAGGAUGUGUGAGAUUCCAGGUGCAAAAGACAAUUCAAAGGUUGGUUACAUUAAAUUGACAACUUUCAACCAAAACGCCGCAGGAUCUGUUAAGGAAGCACUUCAGAAAUUAAGGGAGAACAAUGUGAAGUCUUUUGUGUUGGAUCUGCGGAAUAACAGCGGUGGCCUUUUUCCUGAAGGAAUCGAAAUUGCAAAGAUUUGGAUGGACAAGGGUGUUAUUGUAUACAUAUGUGAUAGCCAGGGUGUUCGUGACAUUUACGAGGCAGAUGGAAUUAGUACGGUUGCUGCAUCGGAACCUUUGGUCGUGCUGGUAAAUAAAGGGACCGCAAGCGCAAGUGAGAUCCUUGCUGGAGCACUGAAAGACAAUAAAAGGGCAGUGAUAUAUGGGGAACCAACAUACGGCAAAGGGAAGAUCCAAUCGGUGUUUGCGUUAUCUGAUGGCUCUGGCUUAGCUGUGACCGUUGCGCGCUAUGAAACUCCCGCGCAUACUGACAUAGACAAGGUCGGCGUGAUCCCGGACCGCCCGCUGCCGGCGUCAUUCCCCACGGAUGAAGACGGCUUCUGCAGCUGCCUCAGGGACUCCAACUCUGCCUGCAAUCUUAACGCUGCUCAGCUGUUCACAAGAUGACGACGCCAGGGCUAGAGAAAGGCUCAAUUUGGCCAAAAAAAAUUUUCGCAGUUUGGACUGACCGAGUUCCAUCAAACCAUGUUAAUUGUUUAUUUGUUUUGUUUAACGUUUAUCUAGAAUCCCAAUUGUAGCUUCCUGGUGGAAUCAUGCAGUUAAAUGUCACUGUAAAUCAUGUUUAACUGUAAAUCAUUUUUUCCCCCGCUUAACACUUGGGAACACA
This is a messenger RNA of Oryza sativa Japonica Group (Japanese rice), 1896 nucleotides long. Its product is annotated as carboxyl-terminal-processing peptidase 2, chloroplastic. The record is from RefSeq and is a predicted model, not a curated record. Gene Ontology annotation, molecular function: protein binding; endopeptidase activity; serine-type peptidase activity. NCBI's taxonomy places the organism in Eukaryota, Viridiplantae, Streptophyta, Magnoliopsida, Poales, Poaceae. Gene Ontology annotation, biological process: proteolysis.